Messenger RNA from Paramecium octaurelia, 269 nucleotides. Lineage: Eukaryota; Ciliophora; Oligohymenophorea; Peniculida; Parameciidae. The record is from the annotation of a GenBank genome assembly.
AUGGAAUAAUUAUAAAGAUAGCCAGCUAAAUAACUUUAUUUUACAACUGAAUUGUUUAAGAAUAAAUUCAUAACAGAAAAAGAAAAAAUUCAAUUAAAAGAAUUUAUUAUUGCAUAAGAUGAUUUCUUAACCUCAUAUUUUGAUUAAUAUGAAAGAAGUGAUAUUACAGAAUAAGAAUUAAGAGAAGUAUAUUAAUUAAUAUCAAUUAGAAAUUAAUCAAAUUAGUUAGAGCAGACUAUUUUAAAGACACCAAAUAUAAGCAAAAUUGA